AUGCAUGUGUGCACGUUGGCGCGCUGGCGGGUAAGGCCGGGGGGGGGGGGUGGCGCAGCGGUGUUUUAUUUACUCCAUCGGGGAGGACAUCGAUCUUCUUUGGCUGCCCGCGCCUGUUCGACGCGGUCUGAGUGGCCGGCAUGGAUGAGGGCUCGUCGGGGAUCACGGGGAGGUUUGCCGCCCGUCCGAUUUUUUUUUUUUUUUUGGGUUGUGGGAGAUCUCCGUAUCAUUUUUGUUCAUUGCCGCUUUCCUGAGCGGCUUAUUUUUUAUUUUUAUUUUUGGCUGCUGGCGGACGUUGCGGCCCCACUGGCUGCGUUGUGUGGUGGCGUGACGGGUGUCUUGCCGCCCUGCCCCCCAUUCAUGUGGAGGAGGCACGAAGUGCCUGUUGUUAUUUUUAUUUCUUCUUCUUUUUUCUGCCACGCCGCCGUCGUUGCUUGUGUCUCUGUUUGUAUUGCUGGGCGUGCCACAAUCAUCGCCGAUUUACGCGGCGGCCAACGGGGUGGUGACGAUGAUGGGACGAUACCGGCAGCACCCACACGGGGCUUUGAUCAUCUCUCAAGAAAAACACACACACAAAGAAAAAUAUAUGAAUGUCUUUGA
Molecule: messenger RNA, 600 nt
Organism: Trypanosoma cruzi
Lineage: Eukaryota; Euglenozoa; Kinetoplastea; Trypanosomatida; Trypanosomatidae
Exons: 1
Coding region: 1-600 (199 amino acids)
Source: RefSeq, a predicted model, not a curated record